Cladocopium goreaui is the source of this 1680-nucleotide messenger RNA. Lineage: Eukaryota; Dinophyceae; Suessiales; Symbiodiniaceae. The record is from the annotation of a GenBank genome assembly.
GUUCUGGAACUUUGAAACUCUUUCAGGCGUGCCCGCGCGACAUUGCCUUCUGAGAUUUCUUGAGUACGGCCCACUUCGAGUUUUAUAGUAUCUAUUGGCUAUAUUCGUCUAUGCCAUGUCUAUUGACUAUGCUAUGAGUUGACUUGAAUUACCCGCUCCAUUUAGGACAAACGUCUGCCAAUUUCAAAAAACCUGGCCUCCCCCACCCUCACGCGUAAAAACAUAUGGUUGAAGAUCCCGCAAAGCAGGGACCAUGGAUUGCAGCCCAGUAGCCAGCUUCUGACUGAAGCCGGGAGCCGUCCCACACCUUGAUGAUUUUGCGUACCGUUGGCCAUUCUCUUGAACUUGAUUUGUCUUCCAUGUUGGUGCCAUGGUCGACCACCGCAUUGCCAUGUGAUAGGCACAGCCAUGUGAUAGGCAUCAUCAUGGACCAAGGCUGCGGUGCCGUGCAGAUGCCACAGCCGAAAGAUUGGGCCCUGAGCACGACGCAGCGCUUUUGGCACUGGGCCGGCUCGCGUACGUGCUGCAGGAGCGCGGCGCGUUCGCCGAGGUCGAGCCGCUGCGGCGCCGAGAACUGGAGGCCCGGGAGCGGCGCCUGGGCCCCGAGCACCACGUGACGCUCAUCGCGGUGAACAACUUGGCGUCGGUGCUGUGCCGCCUGAGGAAGUUCAGCGAGGCGGAGGCCCUGCACCGCCGAGCUCUUGCAGGGCGCGAAGCGCACCUCGGUGCGAAUCAUCCGCACACGCUUCAGUCCAUGAACAACCUGGCGCUGCUCCUGGAGCAGCAGGGGAAGCUGAAUGAGGCAGAAGGUCUCCACCGCCGAGCCUUGGAAGGCUUCGAGUCCCAACUGGGACCCCAACACCCCUACACGCUCACGGCGGUCAACAACUUAGCCUUUCUCUUGGAGACGCAGGGCAAGUUGGAGGAGGCGGAAGGGCUGCACCGCCGAGCCUUGGAAGGCAAAGAGUCCCAACUGGGACCGCAACAUCCCAGCACGCUCGUCUCGGUGCACAACUUGGCCAAUCUCUUGCACAAACAGGGCAAGUUGGAGGAGGCAGAAGGUCUCCAGCGCCGAGCCUUGGAAGGCCGCGAGUCCCAACUGGGAGCCCAACACCCCGACACGCUCAAGUCGGCUAACAACUUGGCCGUUCUCUUGAAGCAGCAGGGCAAGCUGGAAGAGGCAGAAGGUCUCCACCGCCGAGCCUUGGAAGGCUGCGAGUCCCAACUGGGGCCCCAACAUCCCCAGACGCUCACCUCGGUUAACAACUUGGCCCUUGUCUUGGAGAAGCAGGGCAAGUUGGAGGAGGCAGAGGAGCUCUAUCGCACGGCCCUGACAGGGCGAGAAGGUCAGCUGGGCCCCGAGCAUCCGGACACCCUCAGCUCCGUCUACAAUCUGGCAGAUCUUCUGGAGGCCAAAGGCUCCUUUGCAGAGGAGCUGCAUGGGCCGGAUGCCGAAGAGGUCCGAGCGAGUCGCAACAACCUGGAGCGAUUCCAACAAGAGCACGGUCCAGUCGUUUGAAGGCAGAUCGGCACCUUUCAGCCCCUGACCCUGCACAUGGAGCCGUCAGCCAUCAUCAUAUAUUUGUAUCAACAUGUAUCAAUAUCUUCCGUUUCACUGAGAUCCAUAGAAGGUUAGAACCCGAAAUCAGUGCUUUGAAUUGCCAAGUGCCAAGUGUGAAA